AUGCCCUUCAAAAGCGGGUCGUUCGCGACCUUCCUGAUCGUCUGCCCAACAUGCUUCUUCCUCGGAAUCAUCUUCUCCCUCUUCCCCUACGAUUACCCAAUCCUGUGGUCCACAACAACCACCCCAGCAUCCCACUAUGAUUACCUUGAAGCGCACCUCCAGUUCCUCCACAACAGCCCGCCCCUGAUCCCCCGCAUUCUCCACAUCGUCAUCUUCCUCGGUCUAGCAGGUCUCAUCACCAAGCUUUACAAGCCCUCCGAAUCAAACAUGCUCUUCGACGGCGCCUCGCUCGUCCUCUACAUGUGCGGCGUGACCGUCUACAUCGCGAACAUCGUUAAGGGACUGCGUCUCGCGUCCGCUGGCAAGUACGGUGACGCCCUCGCUACCACCCCCGAAGAGCGCGACCAGAUUCUCGGCCGCGAGGACUCGCUGAAGGUGCUCAGUGCUAGCAACACUAUUCUGGCGCUUGUGCUUGUUGGUAUCCUGGUGCUGCAGGCUGGUCAGUGGUAUGCUGAGAAGAAGGACCAGCAGGAGUACGACUCGCUUGCUACGGAGAAGAAGGCGGGCAGUGAGGAUGAGGAAGAGGAGGAGGAGGUUGUUGUUGUUGUUGCUUCUGGGGCUGAGGUUAAGGCGGGGAAGAAGAAGAAUAAGAAGCACUAG
Molecule: messenger RNA, 660 nt
Organism: Penicillium verhagenii
Lineage: Eukaryota; Fungi; Ascomycota; Eurotiomycetes; Eurotiales; Aspergillaceae
Product: putative secretory component protein shr3
Exons: 2
Coding region: 1-660 (219 amino acids)
Biological process (GO): endoplasmic reticulum to Golgi vesicle-mediated transport
Cellular component (GO): endoplasmic reticulum membrane
Source: RefSeq, a predicted model, not a curated record